CUCCUACCAAAAUCACAGCCCCGUGGAGCCCGGGCUCUCAUUCACAGCUUUCUAGAGAAAUCUGAGCCCGAACCUGCCAGAAUAGGGGAUCUCACCCACCCAGUUCAGCAGAGAAGACACCUGCAGAAACACAUGCCCAAAGCAAGGCUGGGCAGCCGUGUGAAGUAAGCAAUGGCCUCGGUUUUCCUUCUCUUUGGGAUGGCCACCACCACAUAGGGCCCGAAUGCGAAAGAAGACCCUCUAUUUUUCUGCUUCAGUUGCAGUCUGGUAGUCAAACAACUGUUGAAUGGGCCACUGUCUCAGCAGACCAUCAGGUGAAUGGGACCAGUCUCUCUUCUUCCAAAGUAUCAGAAAUUAAGCACUUGGAAAGGAGAUUUGGCCAAGAUGACCCAUUUACAGGCUGGGCUCAGUCCAGAGACUAUAGAGAAAGCACGCCUAGAACUGAAUGAAAACCCAGAUGUUCUACAUCAGGAUAUUCAGCAGGUCAGGGACAUGAUCAUCACCAGGCCUGACAUUGGAUUUUUACGUACAGAUGAUGCCUUCAUCCUGAGAUUUCUCCGAGCCAGGAAGUUUCACCAAGCGGAUGCCUUUAGACUCCUGGCCCAGUACUUCCAGUACCGCCAGCUAAACCUGGACAUGUUCAAAAACUUCAAGGCAGAUGAUCCCGGCAUUAAGAGGGCUCUGAUCGAUGGGUUCCCUGGGGUGCUGGAAAACCGCGACCACUACGGCAGGAAGAUUCUUCUGCUGUUUGCAGCCAAUUGGGAUCAGAGUAGGAACUCCUUCACAGACAUCCUCCGCGCCAUCCUGCUCUCGUUGGAAGUCCUUAUUGAAGAUCCUGAGCUGCAGAUAAAUGGCUUCAUUUUAAUUAUAGACUGGAGUAAUUUUUCCUUCAAACAAGCCUCCAAACUGACACCAUCAAUCCUUAAACUGGCCAUCGAAGGGCUGCAG
Messenger RNA from Galeopterus variegatus (Sunda flying lemur), 948 nucleotides. Its product is annotated as clavesin-1. Lineage: Eukaryota; Metazoa; Chordata; Mammalia; Dermoptera; Cynocephalidae. The record is from RefSeq and is a predicted model, not a curated record. Gene Ontology annotation, cellular component: membrane. The annotation marks the transcript as partial. The transcript has 3 exons. Gene Ontology annotation, molecular function: phosphatidylinositol bisphosphate binding.